Lachancea fermentati is the source of this 2358-nucleotide messenger RNA. NCBI's taxonomy places the organism in Eukaryota, Fungi, Ascomycota, Saccharomycetes, Saccharomycetales, Saccharomycetaceae. The record is from the annotation of a GenBank genome assembly.
AUGCUGUCAGCAAGGGCUAUUGUCAGAAGACACCUAGCCACGCAGGCAGGAUUCGUCCAAGUGCCAAAGGAAUUUCAAUCACGUGUUCCUCCAUACGCUAAGCUCGUCGGGAAGCUCAACAAGGUCAGAGAUAUUACCAAUAACACCCCAUUAACAUUGGCUGAGAAGAUCCUGUACUCCCACUUAUGUGAUCCCGAAGAAUCGCUUGUUUCUUCUAAUUUGGAGGAUAUUCGCGGCUUGCAAUACUUGAAGCUAAACCCAGAUCGUGUGGCCAUGCAAGAUGCAUCGGCGCAAAUGGCGCUGCUACAGUUCAUGACAACUGGUCUGGCUCAAACUGCUGUCCCUGGCUCGAUUCACUGUGACCAUCUUAUUGUUGGUAAAGACGGAGAGUCCGAGGAUUUGCCCUCAUCCAUCGCUACGAACAAGGAAGUCUUUGACUUCUUACAGAGCUGUGCAGACAAAUACGGUAUGCAAUUUUGGGGACCUGGAUCUGGUAUCAUCCAUCAAAUCGUACUGGAAAACUUUUCCGCCCCAGGCCUAAUGAUGUUAGGUACCGAUUCUCACACUCCCAACGCGGGUGGUUUGGGUGCCAUUGCCAUCGGUGUAGGCGGUGCUGACGCUGUCGACGCAUUAACUGGUACCCCCUGGGAAUUGAAGGCUCCAAAGAUCUUAGGUGUCAAAUUGACCGGUCAAUUGCAAGGCUGGACCUCUCCUAAGGAUGUGAUUACGAAGCUUGCAGGUAUCUUAACCGUCAGAGGUGGUACUGGCUACAUUGUCGAAUAUUUUGGUGAAGGUGUGGGCUCUCUAUCAUGUACCGGUAUGGCUACCAUCUGUAAUAUGGGGGCCGAAAUUGGUGCUACCACUUCCACUUUCCCAUACCAAGAUGCUCACAGACGUUACCUACACGCUACUGGCAGAGGAGUGUUGGCAGAUGCGGCUGACGCGGCCUUGAAGAAUUUCAACUUUUUGAGGGCUGAUGAGGGUGCUCAGUAUGAUAAAGUUAUUGAAAUCAACUUGAAUGAGCUAGAACCUCAUGUGAAUGGUCCAUUCACACCGGAUCUUUCUACACCAAUCUCUGAAUUUGGUACACGGGCAACUCAAGAAGAAUGGCCUCAAAAGAUCUCUGCAGGUUUAAUUGGUUCUUGUACAAACUCCUCAUAUCAGGAUAUGACUCGUGCUGCCGACCUUGUAAGACAAGCAGCUAAAGCAGGAUUGAAACCACGCAUUCCCUUUUUUGUCUCUCCAGGUUCUGAACAAAUCAGAGCGACUCUAGAAAGAGAUGGCCUAAUUGAUACCUUCAAAUCCAAUGGCGCUAUUGUCUUGGCAAAUGCAUGCGGUCCAUGUAUCGGCCAAUGGGACAGACAAGACAUUUCGAAGUCAUCCAAAGAAACUAAUGCCAUCUUUACCUCAUUCAACCGUAAUUUCCGUGCUAGAAACGACGGUAACAGAAACACAAUGAACUUUUUGACCUCACCCGAAAUGGUCACUGCAAUGAUCUACUCUGGAAAUGCACAAUUCAACCCAGUUACCGAUCCUAUCGUUUUGGAGGAUGGGUCUGAGUUUAAAUUCAGUGCACCAAAGGGUCAGGAACUACCUGGAGAAGGCUUUACUUUGGGAAGAGAAAAGUUUUAUCCUCCUGUUGAUCCUCAACCUGAUGCAUCUGUUGAGAUUAAAGUCUCACCUACUUCAGACCGUCUUCAAUUGUUGGAUCCUUUCCAGCCUUGGAAUGGUAAGGAAAUUAAAACUAAUGUUUUGCUAAAGGUGGAAGGUAAAUGUACCACAGAUCACAUCUCCGCUGCCGGUGUUUGGUUGAAGUACAAAGGUCAUCUUGAAAACAUCUCUUAUAACACUUUGAUUGGUGCUCAGAAUAAGGAAACUGGUGAGGUUAACAAGGCUUAUGAUUUGGAUGGUACUGCUUUUGGAAUUCCAGAGCUAAUGAUGAAAUGGAAAGACGAAAACAGACCAUGGACGGUGGUUGCAGAGCACAACUAUGGUGAAGGUUCUGCUAGAGAGCAUGCCGCCCUAUCCCCAAGAUUUUUGGGUGGUGAAAUGAUCUUGGUUAAGUCUUUUGCCAGAAUUCACGAAACAAACUUGAAAAAGCAAGGUAUGCUUCCUUUGACAUUCGCGAAUGAAUCAGAUUAUGAUAAGAUCUCUUCAGGUGAUGUCUUGGAGACAAUCGGCUUACCUGAGUUGGUUGAGAAAGAGGGCAACAAUGGAGGUGAACUCGACGUUAAAGUUACCAAACCCUCCGGCGAAUCGUUUAUCAUCAAGACCAAGCACACAAUGUCAAAAGAUCAAGUCGAAUUCUUCAAAGCUGGCUCUGCAAUCAAUUUUAUUGGGCAAUCUCGCCGCGCUUAG